Messenger RNA from Carassius carassius (crucian carp), 1585 nucleotides. Its product is annotated as saccharopine dehydrogenase-like oxidoreductase. Gene Ontology annotation, cellular component: plasma membrane; mitochondrion; lipid droplet. Gene Ontology annotation, biological process: glycolipid biosynthetic process. Lineage: Eukaryota; Metazoa; Chordata; Actinopteri; Cypriniformes; Cyprinidae. The record is from RefSeq and is a predicted model, not a curated record. Gene Ontology annotation, molecular function: oxidoreductase activity. The transcript has 12 exons. The coding region runs from base 91 to 1374 and encodes 427 amino acids.
UUAGCCGCUCGCUACGGAAGUGAGUCGCUCAUCUGUCAGUCCGUCUCUUCAGUCAGUGUCAGUCCGGACGAUCAACAGUUUGGCAGCGCUAUGGCGGCGUUCAGCACUUCAUCCAGCAGACCCUACCACAUCGUCAUCUUUGGCGCUUCUGGUUUCACGGGACAGUUCGUGGUGGAGGAGGUGGCCCGUACAACGUCCGAGGGUCCCAAGGGGAACCUGAAAUGGGCCGUGGCCGGGAGGAACAGAGCCAAGCUGGAGAAAGUUGUGGAGCAGGCCGCCGGAGCUCUCAGUAAGCCGGAGCUGAAGUCUGAGGUAGAUAUUCUCAUCGCAGAUGUCAGCGAUCCAGAUUCAUUGGUUGCCAUGUGCAAACAGGCUGUUAUUGUGCUCAGCUGUGUGGGGCCUUACAGAUUUUUUGGUGAACCUGUUGUCAAGUCUUGUGUGGAGAACGGAACACACUGCAUCGAUAUCUCGGGAGAACCACAGUUCCUGGAGAGUAUGCAGCUGAACUAUCAUGACCAGGCUGCUGAAAAAGGCGUCUACAUUCUGGGAAGCUGUGGUUUUGACUCCAUUCCUGCAGACAUUGGUGUCAUUUACACCAGGGACCAGUUUAAAGGGACCCUAACAUCAAUUGAGAGCUUUUUGACUGCGAGUGCAGGGCCAGAGGGAGGCUGCAUCCAUGAUGGCACCUGGCAGUCGGCCAUCUAUGGCUUAGCCGACAGCAACAAGUUGCGUAGCCUCAGGAAGAAGUUCGGUCACAAGCCUCUCCCAGUGGUGGGGGCUAAAAUUAAAAGGAGGGGCACACUCUUUUAUAGUAAUGAGCUGCAGCAAUAUGCAAUUCCCUUCAUGGGUUCUGACCCAUCAGUGGUUAAAAGGACCCAGCGCUACUUAAAUGAAGAACUCAACGAGUCUCCGGUUCAGUACGGGGCGUAUGUUGGUGUCGGUGGUAUUUCCAACAUUUUCAAACUUGUCUUUGCUGGAUUAAUGUUCUUUUUCCUUGUAAAGUUCAACUUUGGCAGAAAUCUGCUCAUGAAGUUUCCAGAGUUUUUCUCAUUCGGUUUCUUCUCCAAAGAGGGUCCAACUAGGAAACAGAUGGAGGGUGCCUCUUUCCAUUUCAUCUUUCUUGGAGAGGGUUACACUGAAGGUUCAGACCCCAGUGAGGGCAAGCCUAACGGCAAGAUCCGCACACUGGUCAAAGGACCAGAGGCAGGAUACGUCGCCACACCAAUCGCUAUGGUUCAGGCGGCCCUUACCAUGUUGAACGAAUCAGAUUCUCUUCCAAAAACUGGCGGUGUUUACACUCCAGGAGCGACAUUCGCCAAGACUACCAUCGUCGACCGCCUCAACAAACAUGGCAUUCAGUUCUCUGUACUUUAAGUGAGAGAUUAAACAGGGCUUUAACAUCAGUCUUGUGAAGCACCUAUUCAUUUGCUUGCUUGAGCAUGGAGAUUAUUGUUGCUAUUUAAAGCUUCCUCAACGGUGUUGCUGUUUUCCGGUUUACCGUCCUUGUUUGUGCACGGUACACUCGACGGGUUUGUUGGCAUGCAAUCUGCUCAAACAGCUGAGAAAUCUGCACUAUGAUUGUGGC